Cydia pomonella (codling moth) is the source of this 1898-nucleotide messenger RNA. Its product is annotated as collagen alpha-2(VI) chain-like. The coding region runs from base 669 to 1610 and encodes 313 amino acids. The transcript is spliced from 18 exons. The record is from RefSeq and is a predicted model, not a curated record. Lineage: Eukaryota; Metazoa; Arthropoda; Insecta; Lepidoptera; Tortricidae.
CCAGGCUAAACCGGUUGUCAAUUUUAGUACUGAUAUACAGAGAAAGCGCCACUAGUAUAAACGAAGUUUUGAAAGAGGCAUUUUUUUAUAUGGAGGUAGCGUUUUUCUCCUUGUGAGUAUUGUAUUCUUUGAUCAUGUGUGUUCCCAAAGCAAUUCAAAAUAUAAAGUUUGUAUUUCAGCUUUGUGCAAAAUAUGAUUAGAACAUAUGCCGCCAUCUUUUGAACGACAAAUGUACUAGGUAAAGCUGUAUUUACCACAAAUGUACUCUUUUUCUGACUUAUAACGUUAUUUCAUGAUUUUCCAUAAGAUGGCGCUGUUCAAACAACCGUUUGUAGUAUUUGCAAAACUUUGGUUGCAGACAGUUUGUGCUGUCUUCCACAGAUGGCACUGAUUUUUUCGUAAUUUUUUUUAUCUAGUUCUCACAAAGAGCGAUUACAGAUUGAACAUAACGCCCCUAAUUCGAACGACGUUUCUAACUAAUUUUCUUAGUAAAAAAUGCACUCCAUUUCCACUAUGUUAAAAAUAGAAUCAUAAUAGAAUUAGAUUAUUAUGUUCAUAACCACAAGUAAAGGCAAACAAUAAGUUUACUACAAGGAAAAAGAUACUUAUUUGGAACGUUAUUUAAUUUUAUCCUAUACCUAUUCGUGCUCAGUUUAAAAUUGGCAACAAUGUGGUUAGUUAUUAAGUCUGGUAGAGCUAUUAUUUAUUUUAUAGCUUUAGUGAGUUUAUUAAAUUUUACAAAAUGUGAAGUUAUAUCAACGUCGAGAACAGAGGAGGUGGCACCAGGUGGACAAUGCGAAGCCAAAAUAAGGCAAUGCACAUUAAAAUCGGUUCCAAACUCAAGCAAAAGCCAUUCAGUGCAUGAUGUAAUGGGCAAACCAGGACAAAAGGGGGAAAAGGGAAAUAAUGGCGUAGAGGGAAAAACUGGUCAACCCGGACUAAAAGGAGACAUGGGAGAGAGAGGCUUACAGGGUCCACCGGGAAUAAACGGGGACAAAGGAGAUAUCGGAUUGCCGGGCCUGCAAGGAAAACAAGGGGAACCGGGAAACGACGGUGUCAAAGGAGACAUGGGUCAAAAGGGAGACAGGGGAGAAGAGGGAAAAAAGGGUGACAAAGGCAAUAAUGGUUUACCAGGAUUAAAAGGGGAAACAGGUGAAGAAGGUUUACUGGGCCCUCCGGGCAUAAAAGGGGACAAGGGAGAAAAAGGGUCUGAAGGUCACACAGGAAACCACGGGGAGCCAGGAAAAAAAGGAGAUUCUGGCGAAGAAGGCCUACCAGGAAAAAAAGGAGAACGAGGUGAACAAGGAUUUAAAGGUGAAAAUGGUACACAGGGAAUAAAAGGCGAAAGAGGAGAGAAGGGUCUACCAGGUGUAUCAGGACCAAAAGGGGACCGAGGAGAAAGGGGCUCAGAUGGUAGUCCUGGCGAGUGCAAACCCUGUACUUGCCCUCCAGGCCCACCUGGCCCACCGGGUCCACCCGGCCUACCCGGUAAAGAAGGAGCACGAGGACCACAAGGACCAGAAGGACCACAAGGCCCAUCUGGGCCACCUAGACCAUCCCCGAGCAUUGGAGGGGAUGAAGAGGAAAAAGGUGAUGAAGGCGAUAAAUAAAACGAGUACAGCUAUCUUUUUCACAUUUAAUAUCAGUUAUGUAAAUUACAGGUCUAUUUUGAACGGUUGUUGCGUUUUUUUUAAAUGGCGAUACUAAUGUUACAACCAACUUAUCAGUAAGGUACCUCAGUACGUAAUUGUACGAAAUUCACUCUUCAAUUAGUACGUUAAAAAAGGUUAAAUUGAUGUAUUAUCAGACAGGCGUAUGGUUACAUAAGUAUUAGUUUGCUAAUAUCAAAUACUGCACUUUGUUAACCGAGAAAAAUAAAUUGUAUUCUACAGAGCUAA